AUGGCAUUCAUUUGGCAGCCAAUUGUUCCUCGUGUCCCACAGGAAGCUCUCAAUGCGAGGCAGCGGAAGCAGGUGUACAUGAGCUCGAAUGUUUUCGAGGCAGGGUCACCUUCCCAAACGAACAUGUACCAUCCGACUUCGCAGCGUCAAGCCCUGGCAAAAGUUCAACAGCAGAUGUGCCAUCGCCCCCAAACACAGGCAUAUGUGUUCCCGAAUCAUCGCGACAUAAAAGACAGGGAUGAGUCGCACAUGGCGAGCGAUGAGCUCUUCGCCUCCUUCCUGGCAGAGGUCGAGGCUGAGGCAAACGAGCCAGCUGAGCCACCGAAUAAACGUUUCCGGACUGAGAAAGAGGCAGCAGGCGAGAGGCAGCAAAUUGCCGAGACCCUCCGAAAGGCCGCCUUUCACGGGCAGCUGUCCAAAGUGCGACAAGUGCUUCAAGGUCUCGACUGCGUUGAUCGGUUGCUCCUGGUGGAUUCGUCUGAAUCCGAUGGCCUCACAGCGCUGCAUUUGGCGACCAUUGGAGGUCACAAUGCCAUUUGUGAUGCUUUGCUCGGGGGUCGUGCCGACAUAGAUGCACGAAGCAGCCAACAAGACACACCCCUGAUGUGGGCAGCACAUCUUGGUCAUAGUUCAGUCUGUCAGCUGCUGCUCCACAAAGGAGCUGAUGCUUCUUUGCGGAAUGCUGCGGGCCAGACCGCAGCAAUGCAGGCGCAGCAUAAGGGCUUUCGGAAGAUCAAAGACAUACUGGAAAGCCAUGUUGCCAAGCCACCCACAGGUGCACAAACUGAUCCAUCCGCUGCCCGUCGCGCAGCAAACCUUGCAGCCGUGGCUGCAGCAGUGCGAGAGGAAGCAGAACGUAAAGAGGAGGACCAGUUCUGGUCCAAGAUUCGUGAACGCAGAGAGCGACGCGAAGCUGAAGGGGACAAAGAAGAUUUCAAGGAAUUUCUUGCAUCUACUGCCCACCGCUUCGCAAAGCAGGAGACUGCACCGAAGCCCUCCAUUCCUGGGCACAUGCGUCGGCACUAUGCUUUGCUGGAAAUUGGUGUGGAUGCAUCAGAAAUCGAUGUUCGCAAAGCCUACCGCAAGCUGGCCCUUCGGCAUCAUCCAGACAAGAAUCCACACGAUCCAGAUGGUGCCACAAAGCGCUUUGCAGAGGUUGCCGUGGCCUAUGAGACCAUUUGUGGCUACCUCACAAAGGCUCUGCCCUUUGGAAGUGCAACUCCUGUCCCGCAAGGGAGCUUGGCAGUUGCUACAACACCUGUGGUGCGUUUCGGUGAUCGAAGUCCGCCCAUUCAAGUCGUCAUAGCCAAUCGUGAAGAAGGUGGUCUUCCAAGAGAGUACUGGGGCUCCACCAGCAACCUGGCAUGGACAGACUUACGCGGAGAACGUUUGCGAAAGCAGACGCAUGGGGAAGAGCAAGGCAACUCUGUUUGGUUUGUUUCGUGGCAACAUGCUGGACACAUCAAGGCCCUGUGUCCCAUUGCACGCGAGCUUCAGCGAAGAGGCCGUGAGGUGAGAGUCGUCGUGCAUGAGGAGGUUCGCCAUUUGGUGCCCAAGGGUCUGAUCGCCUUGAGUGCAGGGCCUUUGCCAUGGUCGUGGGAGGAGGAGUUGCAGUUCCGACAAGUGCUUUGGGACCCAUCGCCUGAGGGAAGUCCGGAGGAUGGUGCUAGAAAAGCCGACCUGUCAGAACGCUACUUCAACGGUAGCCAGCAGAGCCUUCUGCGAGGCUUAAAUGAGAGCCUCCAUCUCCUUCCACGGGACCAGUGGCCUGGUCUUCUCGCAAUCGAUGUCUCCUCUGUGGGCGCUAUGGAUUUGGCCGAGAAGCUGGCUCUGCGCUUCGCAGUGAUCUCAGCCUGGCCAGUUGGACCCACUUUACAGUCUAUCGGAGAGCCGAGCACAAUGCCUUGGAUGCCCUCCGAACUCUUUGCCUUCACGCAAUCAGCUCAUCAGCAGUCGUUCUCGGAUCGCCUGAAACGCGACCUCUUCAAUCGCGCUCUUCCGUGGUUCAUGUCCUGGGCCGGCUUCCAUGAGCCAAGGCGCCAAAUCCGCCGUGCGUUGGACUUGAAGCCGCUGGAGCUGUUGGAAGCGCCCAGCACUGCUGCAAAUGGAGGCCGCCCUCUUCUUUGUAUCCUCUCCCACUGGGGCCUUGAUCGCCCGCGGCCCCUGCCACCUCGAGUAGUUCUUGUUGGACCAGUGGAUGACUAUUCCGCUGCAGUCGAAGAAGCUGCAGAGCUGCCAAAGCAUGUAGAAGAAUGGCUGGAAAGUGGAAAGACUGUCUAUGUCUCCUUUGGCACCAACGUGAAACCGAAGCAACAGGUUUUCCGCUCCAUCUUGGGUGCAGCCCAGCAAGUGGGAGAGGAGGUGAAGUUUCUUUGGGAUGCGGAUGAGCAGGAAGUCCAGGCCCUCCUGAACGGUCCUGAGUCGGCACAUGCAGUGGCAUUCCCUGGGAAUGUACACUUUGCGCGUGUGCCCCAAAUUCGGGUGCUGCGUCGUGCAGCGGCUUUCAUCACCCAUUGCGGUCUGAACUCCGUGCAUGAGGCUUUGCAUUUUGGAGUGCCGAUGUUGGGUUUGCCCUUUCUGGGAGAUCAGCUUGUGACUGCCAGGCUUAUUGUUGAAAUCGGUGCUGGACUGCGCCUGUCGGUGCCAGCAAUCGAAGCUGAGCAAGUUCGAGAGGCUGUGCAAAAUCUUCUGAGAACUGCUAGUUUUGCCGUCGCAGCUGCGCGUGCGGGACGCAUUGGCAGCCUUGCAGGUGGAGCUCCCUCAGCUGCAAACUCCUUGGAGAUGGCGAUGGAAGGAGUUGAUCACCUGGAAAUGCUGGUGGAGCAGUGGCCAGAAGCUGCUCGGCUGUGGGAUGUUCAGCUGGCCCUGUUGCUGGCUUUGGCGGUGACUCUCGUGGCCAGCUAUCUGUGUUGCUGUGCUGUGCCGUUCUCUGUCGACGCGCCAAGUGCGGCAUUGCCAAGUAGCAGCAGUGAAAAGAUUGGUCCGCCCAAGAGCAACAGGAAGAAGCGUGCUUAA
Cladocopium goreaui is the source of this 3015-nucleotide messenger RNA. NCBI's taxonomy places the organism in Eukaryota, Dinophyceae, Suessiales, Symbiodiniaceae. The record is from the annotation of a GenBank genome assembly.